Oncorhynchus tshawytscha (Chinook salmon) is the source of this 3913-nucleotide messenger RNA. RefSeq names its product coiled-coil domain-containing protein 87. The record is from RefSeq and is a predicted model, not a curated record. Bases 203 to 3064 code for a protein of 953 amino acids. The transcript is spliced from 20 exons. NCBI's taxonomy places the organism in Eukaryota, Metazoa, Chordata, Actinopteri, Salmoniformes, Salmonidae.
UCCAUUCAUUCCUAUCCUAUGGAGGACUGCUCCUUCUGGGGAGUGCCAAUAUGACUGACCUGUGGCUUCAAAGUCACUCGGUGGCCAAUUCACAUAAUGCAGUCCAGGGUUUGUAUACAUCACUGGUGAGAACUUGCGUUUCCAAGCAACGCGUCCCUCCUGAAACAGGCAACGAGGAAAUAAUGGUAGCUAAAGUGAGGGGAUGAGCAGUGGCAAAAUGAAAGUGGUGGGCCGCCUCUCCCGAGCGGCGGAGGCCAAACGACGGAUGGCAGAUGGCCAGGACAUGCUGACCUCCAUGACACAGAUGGUGGCCUGCACCCAGGACAUCCAGCAGAGAUACCGCAGCAUCCUGGGGCCACUGUCCCUCUUCUUCCAGUCCAACCCUGAGGGAGAGAAGAGGGCAGACAGGGUCCAGGAGGAGAGAACAGUGUCCCCGUCGGUGUCAGAGGGGGUGAAGGCCAACCCCACCUCCCUGGCCGACAUGCGUCAGCAGCUGCAGUACCGGAUCCAGGAGCAUUCCGUGCUCCACUCCACCCCUGUGGAGGAUCAGCAAGCUCUGGCGGCGGUAAUGACGUCAGAGCUGGGCCUGAUCUGGCAGGACCUGAAGGGGCUGAUGGACGAGCCCACGCUGAACCAGGAGGAGAACAGGCAGCUGCAGGCGGAGACGUGCCAGGAGGUGCUCCGCAUCUGCCAGGAGCUCUACCUCAACUAUCUCCACCUGCUGGACAGGCUGAGGCGCCGCGCCGUCUUCAGCGACCAGGCCAACCGCAGCCGCCUGGGGGCCCAGAUGGCCAUAGACUGCACCAGCCUUUUAAACGUCCACUCGAUCAGACGCAGCGUAGCGGCAGGGAUCAAGGCUACGCGGAGAGCCCGGCAGAGCGCUGAGAGACCCAGAGCUGCCGGACGCGACCUGAAGGGGGCGAUGGAGACACACACAGCGCUGCCAUGCAAACUGGACUUUGGUCUGACUCUGCAGACCAAGGCUGGCUGCAAGAAGAGCGGUGCCUCCAGGCAGGGCAAAAACCCUAUCGAGAGGGACCUCCGAGAGAUGACUGAGAAGAUGGGAGACAUGGACCUGGAGCAGGUCUAUGACCUGAUGCCCUGCCACCUGGAACUGAUCACUAACAAAGAUGCAGCGCGGGCCAGCUUGGCCAAUGUUUCACAGUCAGAUGAGGAACCCAGCAUGUAUUACCAUGGCUACACCAGACUAAAGGGCUGUAGUUCUAUGCCAGACCUGCAGAGGGAGACUCUCCUGGAGGAGCUGGAGAUGGAGGCCCUGCCUGCCAGACCCCAGUCGCCUCUGGUGCUGCUGGCCACUGGGCCCUGCUCCAACAUCGAGAAGCCCAUUGACCCUGCCCACGACCUCAGGAGGUGUGUGCGGUUGCUACAGGACAGAGUGAUUGUGGAUCAGGCUGUGACAGACUCUGACACAGACCUCCCUCCUCUGAUCAAGGCCCUGGCGUGGAGAGGUUCCACCAAACUACAACAGCUCACACACACUCUGCAGAAACAGGAAGAGGAGGGGGAGAAGAGGGAGGGUGCCAGUGGAGGAAGGUACAGGGUGCCAGUGGAGGAACCGGAGAACCCCCAGGGAGCUGUGGUGAACGUGGCCCUGUCCCACGUCUCUCUAGCCCGCACAGCCGCUGCCCGCGUCUCAGACAGGGUUCUCCGCGACACCAUUAACAUCCACACGUAUCCACCCGUCUACAACUACCUCACCAAAGAGCUUGAGCUGUCUUCAGUGCAAUGGCUGGAUCGUAACCUGUUUGCUGGGGAAGAAAUAAAGGAAGUCUAUAAGGAGUUAUCCAAAAGCAAAUCUACACAGUAUCUCAACUUCGAUGAGGACCCCAUGAUAGAGCCAGCCCUGACCAACAUCAGAUGGAGUCUGAAGAAGAAGAACCACCAGAGGUUCAUCAACCCACAGCUGAAGAGACAGAACACCAACGCCAUGUCCCACAGGAAAAGGACCGAGAUCCCAGCGGACCAUAAGAAACCGGAAGACCAGAAUUCCCGGGCCUUCACAGCCUGGCUGCAGUGGUGGAAGACUGACCUCUCAGUCGAGGACUACCUCCGAUACAUCACCAAUCAGGACAAUGACUACCUGUGGGCGGCGUUCCACCAGUACGAUAGUGGCGAUAGUGACGAUGAGGAGGACGAGAGAAGGAGACUGCUCCAGCUACGAGGAGACGAGAGGAAGAAGAGGCGGAGGCAGAAGAUGGAGGCUCUAAAGGGUCAGAAGCAGGAGUACGUGACAGGGGUGUGGAACGUCAACACAGUGCUGCUGGGAGGGCUGUGGAAGGAACCCGAUCUGGAGGAGGAGGAAGAGAGCCCAGAUGAAGAAAUAUCCAGCCCUAAACAGAAGGCCUAUAAGAGGACAGUGAGUGAGGGGAGCAAGGAGGCCAGUCGAGGGGGGGUGAUGGGAGAGGGGGACCAGGUCCAAAGCAGGCUGGAGAGGAUCUGGACACUCCUCUGCCUGCCCGACACCUACAGACUGGACAUGGCCAUUAAGUACAGCUCCCACGCACGCAGGGACCAGCUGGAGGAGGCCACAGCAGCAUGGGAGCGCGCUGCCCGUCUCAUCCAGCAGAGGGAGUCUCUGCUGGCUCGUCUGGAGCUGUUUGAGAGGGACGCUUCUGACCCCAACCGCUUCUUCCUGCAAGGCUACCGAGGCACCUCUCUAGCCAGGAUGGAUGAGUCCAAGCACCGGAGAAAACUCAACUCCCAGAUCUGUUCUCUGGAGAAGGUUUUGUCUAAGAUUCUCCACCACAUUACAGACAGCUUCCAUGACACUGUCACCUACAAGGGGAGGCCGUACAGGGAGAAGAUGCGCUGGGACCGCAUCGAGAUGCUCUACUGGCUGCAGCAGGAGCGCCGGGUCCAGGCUCUGGAGAGGGUGGUGGAGGGGAGGGGCUCUCUCCCCACCAGACUGCCCCCCCUCAACCCCAACCUUCAGCUGUACCCGGGCACCCACCCCACCCCCCAAGGACAAACCCCGACCCUCAGCCAGAGACCCCACCCUCACACACACAGCCCCUCCAACCCAACCCAGCCGAGCUCAGUGUAACCAGUAUAAGUUUGAGCGUUGUAAGCAAAUAAAUAAAAUGCUUGGAAAAUUGUUUGUAUGCAUGCACUGCUUGGAUGGAAAUAUUAUAUUUGAUCAUUUGUAUGUAUUCAUAUUAUGUAUAAUCCAUUAUCAUUAUCCCUUGUCAAGUAAAUGUAUGAACGUGAUUGGAUAAUAUAUAUGCACUACUAGUAGGUUCAUAUGACAUUGUCAACAUUUGAUAUGGUGAAUAUUUUGUCAUUAAUCAUUUACAUUAUUUUGUUCUGAAUGUGGCAGAAACAUGCAACUCUAAGUGCCAUGACAAAAGGAACGCUGUUUGCACUAUGAGUCUAUUUCGGGCCACUGUUAAGUGUCUUAUCAGUAUUGCCAAGUGCAAUACCAAAGAUACUGAGCUAGCACUGCAGGCCUACAAGUUUACAAUGAACAACAAGCUGUCACGUAUCACCAGGCAGCCAGCUCCCAUCUGCCUAGUUACAGUCAAGUGCAUGCUUUAUCUCACCCUCUCACGUGUGCGCGAAACGCCACCGCAUUGGUCAUUUCAGACCGGGGGAAGUUGUUUUUGUUAUAAUUCAGGAAGAACCCUACUCAUUUCAAAAAUAGGUGGGGAUUUUUGUCAGAAUUACAUUAUUUUGAAAGGAAAUUAUUAUAAACUUGAGCACUUAUCGAGUGUGGAUAGCGAGCUCCUGUGUCGAGCAAAUAGAUACAUGUGAGUAAUUGUGUUUCAUUUGUUUCCUUACAACUUAUUACGAGUGAAGUAUGUGCCACCUUCAGUUAUAAAGUGUUGUUCCUAUCUUGUUUUUAUAAACAUACAAUGUUUGUCUGCCUGUGGAAAUAAUAAACGUAUAAAUAGCG